CUUUUUCAGCUUAGUAAUAUCACCCAGGCACAGGUCAAUCUGACAAACUCCAUUUUGAGUUAAAACUUUAAUGGAGUUCUCCACAAUCAGUCCAUCUCCAGCAGCGGCAGCCAUUUUUCAAAGUCAAGUCUACACCAAACCGCAGGUGGUUUCCGAAAUCCGGAUUGCAACAGUGUCGUCGAUGUCCAAACUCCAAUUCCAAAGCAGCUAGCGUGUCUACCCGGAAGCUAGCUCGCUGGGCCUGCCAUGCCGAGUCGGGGGAGCGCGCGCCGGGCCCGGCGCCGGGCCGUCGAACUUCAGUUCGACGGUGUCUGUGCGAAGUACAGUGUAUCGGCUUUGACAUCGAUUACGCAAUAGCUUCCAACGUGUAAUUGUUUACAACGAGCGAGCAAGUGACGAAUCAAUGUCAACACGACAUACAACAGGCAGGAAAAAUAUCAACCAGUCGACAUCUCGACGUGCAAGUCCUUCUUCACCAUGGAGCCAUCAAGUCCAGGAGCAGAAUUAGGUGAUGGUGGAAUGAGCACGAUGGAGAUGAAGGAUUCUGGUGGUGCUCGCUCCCAAGAAGGAGGCUGUUGCUAUGGUGAUGAUGAUGAAGUUGGUCUUCUGAACAUUCCUGUCCAAGCAUUUCUUCACAUUCUCCAAUACCUUGAUGCCAAAGACAUCUGCAGUCUCAGUUCUACCUGUAGACAGUGCAAUAGCUUCUGCAGUGAUCAACAUCUCUGGAAGUCCGUUCUCAACAAGGACAUGGUCAAGUGGUCAGAGGUCAGCCAUGGAACCUAUCCCACAAACCUCACUGCUUCACAGGAUGUGGAUUAUAAAGAUGUCUACAUGAGAUGUCAUCCAGAAUUGCAGCAAGAUCCAGCCUUCAACCUUGCAUCCAUUCCGCGACUUCUUUGGUCUUUCCUUCCGCAUCGCACCCCCAUCAUCGUCAUGUUCGGCCCCGGCCUAGAGACCGACACCUCUACCAUCGUCCGAAAGUUCAUCACCGGUCAUGGCUCCAACAUCAUCAAAGUGAACGGUGUCUUUCCGGCAAUGUAUCCAGGUGUUGGUACCGGUUUUGAAGUGACGGUGAAUGACAAGAACAGAAUGAGACUGGUAGUCCUGUACUCGGCUACUAGGAAGGAACGUGAAGCACGGGACUCCAAUCAGCCCAGAAUGAGCAAACUCAUCAAACGAACUUCACCUCCCAACCAAGGCGCUGAAGAGGGUGCUAGUCCUAACGAUGGAGAGGAUCAUGGGAAUGAUGCUCCAGCCAGUCGUUUGACGGUGGAUGAAGAUUAUUUGAACUUUGAACCCAAUGAUCAUGUUAAGUCUAUGUGUCGUGUGGUUGGAGGAUUUAUAUUUGUGGUUGAUGCAGCACAGCAAUUAAACCAAGGUUCUUGUAGCUCAGGGAGACCGGAACUAUUUGCCUUUAUGGAUUCAAGAUGGACGCCUGAACGGAAGCCCCUCCUUGUUCUUUCCAGCAUAGCCAACCCAGAUGUACCCAGAAUACCUUGCGUGAGAGUAGCGGAUCAACUUUCUCUGGACAAGCUACAACGACCUUGGAAGGUUGUUGACUGUGACAUAUCUACUCUGAGUGGCCUUUCAGAGGGGGUUGAUUGGCUCGUUGGAUCAGCGCCGAAAAUGUAAGGAACCCUAGAACCCCUUCUAGAUCAUCUUGAUGUUGAUUGGUUACUCGGCAACAGCAGGGAGGAAUCUCUUUGACCUUUCAGUUAGGAGGGAGUUCAACUACAAACUCAUUUAAAACCAAUCUGAGGAAACAUUGGUCAAGUAAGAAAAGUAAACUUGACCCAGAAGAAGUUGUCAACUGCCUAUGUUCUUUAGCGGCACAGAGCAUUUGAUGAUAUAGAACUUCAUCAUCUUGAUGGUUGCAAAGGGGCAAAUAUUUCUUUAUAACUUUAAGGCUACUUUAAAGGUGGACUAUUUGACCAUGCCUUACAUUGAAGGAGGGAAAACUUGAUGUUUCUAUUUUCAUGUAAUGGAAUACAAAAGAAAUAGUGUGUUUGUGUGUGAUGUCAUCUCUCAUUUGCAUAAUCCUGCAUUUCUGCAUUAAUGUAAAGAUAAGUGAAAAUUUUAAAUGCUAUAAAGAUGUAUUGUGCAUAAAACGAUGAUAGUAAGUGAAAGUUUCAAAAUGCUAUUUUGUUUAUAUGUUACAAAUUAUGUAUAAAUGAUUAGAAAUUUGAUUGGAAUCAUGUAGAAUUUCAAAUUUUCAGCCGUUUCCUUGGCUCAUUGAGACAUCUUUGAUGUACGUUCCUCCAUGUUAUCUGUGUGAAUCAAUGAAUUGAUAAAAACUACCCAUCUUUAAAUUUGCCCCUAAUACAAAUGGUCCACAUUCCAACAGAAUUGAGUGGUCAUGUGCAAUAUUAAGUUAUAUAUGAAGAGAUCUCAGCAGAAAUUUGAUUAUUAAGCAACUCUGUGAAGGUAAAAGUUGUGUCUCUCUUGCUCUCAGGGAACCCAUAAUCUGCCCACAUUUCAUCAUAGGAAAAACAUUGGGUGAUGUGAGGUGCCAUAAAAAGUCUGAAGUCUGGUUUAACCUAGGCCAUGGUCUAACUCUGUGUUGAAAUUAUGGAAAGCCAAAAAUGUCAAAAUCUUGUGAGCAUUGUAUGUUUCUUGUGUCCUCAAUACUCUUUCAUCAUGAUACAAUGGCAAAUAAAUCUGGUUCAGUUAAAGUACUAAUCCCAGACUGUUAUGAAUCACCUGUGUAAGAGAUGAGCUUGUAAACCGAACCUGUAAUGUUAAAAGAUUUAUGUCCCCAUUAUCUAUACAUAGUUAAAACCAACUUUAGACCAGGAGGUUUAAAUUAAACCAGAGUUACGAAUACAAGCCAUAGUGCCAGUACAGUGGGAUCCCUGAUAAAAGUGUGGCACAGAAUUUGGACAAGGUGCCAUAUAGUACAGGUUUGCCCAUUUGCAGGUUGACAAGUCGUAUAAUUUUCUUGUAAUUGUUAUGAUAGUCAUUGUGUAAUAGGUUGUUCGUUUUAGGCAGCUGGGGGUUUCAUAGCAAAUCUUGAAACCCUUUAUCACAUUUUUCAUCAUGUGUUUGGUUUAUGUAUUCCGGUCAAAUACAUUUUCAUUAUUAAUAUUAUAAUGAGGGAAAUGAAGAUAAAGAAAAUAGUGAUAAUGAUAGUAAUGGUAAUGAUGAUGAUGAUAACGACGAUGAUGAUGAAUAAAGCGAUAAUGAUAAUAGUAAUAAUAAUAAUGAUAAUGAUGGUAACGAUGAUGAUAAUGAUAAAAACUGAUAAUUAUAAUAAUAGUAACAAGAUUGACUCAUGAACCACGAGUCUCGCCUUAUUUUGCGAUCAAUAAAGAUGCAAUAAGAUCUUUUGACCCCUAGAUGACCUUUUACCUUAAGAUCCUCAAGAAAAUAAUAUAAAAUUGAUUGUUUUCAUCAGCGUUCUUCAAAAAAAAAAAUUUUUUGAUAGGUCUUAAGCUAUGAAGAAUCAUGGUGAUAGAUUUGUUAUUUUAAAGUUAUUAAUAUAAUAUAAUCUAUAUUUUUCUAGAAUGUCAUACUUGCUGCCUGUUUUCUGUGCAGUGCCUAUCUGUGUUUUCUUAUGACUCUUAUAUUUUGAACACAGUGUACUUAAAUUUAUUAUGAAAAGUUGUAUGGUGCAUAUCUUUUAUUUCUAAGUCUGCAAAACAUGCAAUUUGGCAUAGAGUUUUAGUCUGAAUAUAUUCAUAGUUUAUAAUAUUUAAUAUGUCACACUGAUGGAUCCAUAUUUAUAAAAGUUUGAGGAUGUUGUGUGGGAAGGGGGGAUAUGACUAAUAGGAGCAAAAGGGGAAAAAUAUGCCGAACUAGAAGUCUAGAUGCAAAGUCUCUGCCAAUCCUCAUACAUUUAUGUAUUUGUCUGUUUGUUGAAUAAUAAUAUCGAUAUUGGUCUUGGACACCAAUUUCUGUAAUAAACCUUGGCUUUCUGUAUAAAGAUAGUCAUUUGUAAAUAUAGAUAUUAUAUAUUUUACAUGCAAAUUUAUGUAAAUUAAAAAUGGCUGAAAAGAAAAAUCAUUGUAUGCUAGUCUG
This is a messenger RNA of Lytechinus pictus (painted urchin), 4017 nucleotides long. Its product is annotated as F-box only protein 4-like. Lineage: Eukaryota; Metazoa; Echinodermata; Echinoidea; Temnopleuroida; Toxopneustidae. Gene Ontology annotation, cellular component: SCF ubiquitin ligase complex. The transcript has 8 exons. The record is from RefSeq and is a predicted model, not a curated record. The coding region runs from base 478 to 1632 and encodes 384 amino acids. Gene Ontology annotation, molecular function: protein binding. Gene Ontology annotation, biological process: protein polyubiquitination; SCF-dependent proteasomal ubiquitin-dependent protein catabolic process.